AUGACUACUGCCAUAAAUCAUCCUAUAAAAAUGAUUGGUUUGAAAAAAGGUUAUGCCAAAUUAGCAAAGACAGGCGACAUUGAUUUUUUCUUUACUGUACCAGUGCAGUUAUUUGACAGUUACAAAAAACAGAAGUUUGUUACCACCAAUAAUAAUAACGCCAAGAGAAAAUCAUCCUGGAUUAAAAAUCGUGUCAAGCAAUAUGUUCUAGGGAUUGAUUUGAGUUCCAAAUUAGAUGUUGAUGAAGGUAAUAGAUUAGGUAAUGUCAGUGGUGGUGAUGGACAUUCUUUAUUAGGUGGACGUAGAAAGAAAAAGUAA
Molecule: messenger RNA, 318 nt
Organism: Funneliformis mosseae
Lineage: Eukaryota; Fungi; Glomeromycota; Glomeromycetes; Glomerales; Glomeraceae
Source: the annotation of a GenBank genome assembly